CGAGCGCAAGUUCCUUCCAGGUUUUCCGGGUUCUCGUUGGCCGCCCGUUCUUGUUCGCGUUUGCCUCUGUCGCGCGGGUUUUUCAUACAUUUGUACACCUCCUUUUCUACUCUGCUUUUACCAUUAGAACGGCCGGCUGCGAAUGACCACGGAGAACGAGUUCACCUAGGCGACAAGGUUCGAACCUAACCUCAAAAGAAAUGUCAUUCCUCCUGAGGUCUGCAGAAAUAGACUUUUUGAAUAAUAAGGAUCGGGACGAGUUGCUGCUUUCCGAGAACGAUGACGAGGAUGACUUUAAUUUCAAGUAUGUACCUGCGAAUCAGUUUAGGGGUAUCGUAAAAGCUGUAAGAAGGCGCCGGGCGAAGCUGGACGAAGAGCGAACUUGGGCAUCUUUUGUCGAACGACGGGAACUCGAAGAGGCGAAUAGAAACGAGUUGGAUCAUUUGACGCAAGGUAUGAAGGACCUUUUAACGGAUAGUAUCGAGGAAGCUGACAGGGAACUGAAAAGAUUAGAGGAAGAUGCCCUUCCAGAGAGAAGUAAGAGAGCUUAUGGUGCGACGUAUUCAAGCGGAAAGAAACGAUCUCGGGAACAAACGGAGAAACUGGCUGCCACCCAAAAGCAUCAGGUAGUGCCAUCGACGAGAGACAACGGUACCGGGAGCACAAACAUUCUGCUCUCAAUACCCGAAGAGGAGAACGUUCAGCCCAGCUAUGAGAAGUUGCAAGAUUCGAAACAGGGAAUUAAGACCAACGGCCGCAUAUCGUCCUCGGAUCACAGGAUAACGCAACAAAGAUCCAACUUUGGAAGAAGUCGAAGAGCAACGAUCGACCCGGAGUACAACUCUAGUCCGGAGCUGAGUCCGGAACGGGUGGACAUAAACUCGGAUUCCAAAUUCAUCGGACCAGACCCUGGGGUAGGGCACAGGAUCCUGACCAUUCAAAGGAGGAUCUCCGAAAUCCUAGACGAGAUCUCCUUCAGGCUGAACCGGAUCCCUCUGCCGGAUGGCGAGGGAGAUCUGCGCAGGAGACAGCGAGGAGUGACCGAAUUCGCGAUUAGGUUCUCCAGGAAUUAUCUGUACGACCUCGGUCGACAGCUUGCAGAUAUUCGUCGUCAUGUGAGAGCGGUUUCACCGAAUGCUAGGAUAAAACCAACCAGGAGGGUCGUCUCUCUGCACACCCAAGCCAUCGAGCAGAAGCUGAUCGCUGCCCAUCAGCUCUCACUUAACGCGCUCAAGGCCUAUUGUAGGCACAUACCCAGCUGCGUCCUGCAGGGCUAUCCCGGGAAGCUCAAGGAAAUCCUACAAAUUGUAAUAGACCUGAAGGAGAUCUGUAACAAGGUUCAUCUCGGCGACGACCACUUCGGGUCCGGAGAUGCUGACGUUCAUCCCCUGGGCAAAGACACCCACUGCAGGUGCUCGGCUAUCCUGUCGAAAUUGCGACCCAGCUCGGACAACGAGUCCCAGGCGACGAGCCAGACGACCCGGUCGACCGCGGUAUCCGGCACGCCGACGACGAGCAAUGGAGGCCGAGGAAUGGCCGAACCAGCGAAUCGCUUCAGCAUGUACGCUUCGGAGAACCGAGUGCCAAAGAAUCGCCGCCCCAGGAGACCUAACACUUGUCCCCGCCGGGAUAGGAUGCGCGGCUCCACCAAGAUCGUUUCGAACAGUCGCAUCCCCUUGGAACGACUUCCUUGUCCCAACCCCAGUUCCACGAACCUGAGGUCGUCCAAGGAAGGAACUCGCGCGAAGAUCCAGGUCCCCGUAAAGGAAGACGACAUCGGCACCGUAAUGGACUCGGUGCCUAUGAACUCCGCGGGAAGCAGCGAUGAUCAGUCCAGGGAUUCGAUGAACCUGGUCCCGAAAAGUAGGAAUCUCGGCACGCAAAACCGCACGUUGGUGUCCAAGGAACCUGGAUUGACGCUCUGCAAGGAAACGAAGGUUUACAAAAAGGACGCGGUUGCUUGUGGGCGACAUCUGGGCGAGAAGGCGGCAACGAUGACGAGGAAACAACUGUCCGACUUGGUGCCGGUUAUCGCAGAUCUAAUGUCUCUCGUAACGCACGAGGAAAACGACCUCGAGAUCAGGCCUGUGUCCUCGGCAUCGAUGAAAACCAUCAUGGAGUUCUUGAAAGAAUACAAGGCACCGAGGAAUCCCGUCAGACUAAUUUCUUCCGAGGACGACCCAGGCUCUACCUACCGGAAGUCGUGCGGGAUUCGGAGCGGCUCGAAGAACGUUCAGCUGAUCUGUCUCUCGGCGAAUGAAACUGCCGAGGAAGCUCCGAAGUUCAGCGACGCCUCCUGCCAAGCCGACUCGGAAAGGGUCGCAAGAGAUGAGGAGUCGUCUUCGCAUGUGUCCAGGGAAAGUGGCGCAACCGAGCUGACAGUUUCAGAAGAGGUGAGCGCAUGCGCAUUGGAGUACCGGCGCAACUACCAGCAAUCGUGUAGUUCGAGCCCGAUGUAUUCCAGCAACACACAGAACAAGCCCUGGGACGUUGUGGCCUGGAUUGCCGACAAGCUGGUGAGCGACCUGACGUCGGAGGUCUCGAAAGAGCUGCAGAUAGACGACGUGAUCAGGAGGAUGUUCGAGCUGGAGUUCGAGGAGUUCUAGCGGGGAAGAGCAGAUGAAGCGAAAUUCAGAGGGCAGCAACUGCACUAUUGAUACGCUUUGUAAAUAAAGGGUUGUCGUCUGAUCGAAAACUCGAGCACGAGCUCGUCGACAAGCUGGCGAGUGUCCCGAUGUUGGAGGUGCAGAUUGUAGAAGUUCCGUUUUUCAUUUUGGAUUUCGGCCUAAUAAUCGAUCCUAAUUAUCCUAAUCCAUUAACAUGAGUUUUCGUAGAGUCAACACCGUGAAGUAGUAUAAGGGGACAUAACGCCAACGAUCGGUUCCACAGAAAGUGGAACCACUCCAAAAUCGGGACCAGGAUCUCAGAUUUUCGCUGAUCUAACGACGCGAGCGCUACUUGCGGAGAAUAAGGAAACUCCGAUCCUAUUUGACCAAAACAUUUCCUACCAACGUAAAUUACCAAUCUUUUAAUCUUGCAAUUAAGUUCCCGAUGUCGGAGGUGUCAAAAGAACACACAGAUUGUAGAAGUUCCGUUUUUCAUUUUGGAAUCUGGCCUAAUAAUCGAUCCUAAUUAUCCUAAUCCAUUAACAUGAGUUUUUGUAGAGUCAGCACCAUGAAGUAGUAUAAGAGGACAACGCCAACGAUGGGUUCCACAGAAAGUGGAACCACUCCAAAAUCGGGACCAGGAUCUCAGAUUUUCGCUGAUC
Molecule: messenger RNA, 3268 nt
Organism: Orussus abietinus
Lineage: Eukaryota; Metazoa; Arthropoda; Insecta; Hymenoptera; Orussidae
Exons: 12
Coding region: 201-2606 (801 amino acids)
Source: RefSeq, a predicted model, not a curated record